Abrus precatorius (Indian licorice) is the source of this 2615-nucleotide messenger RNA. Its product is annotated as receptor-like protein 56. Gene Ontology annotation, molecular function: protein binding. Lineage: Eukaryota; Viridiplantae; Streptophyta; Magnoliopsida; Fabales; Fabaceae. Bases 13 to 2484 code for a protein of 823 amino acids. The record is from RefSeq and is a predicted model, not a curated record. The transcript is spliced from 5 exons.
GUGAGAACCGUAAUGUUCAAUCUUCUCUCAAAACUGGAGUUGCCUUGGAAGAAAAGGUGGUUGGUAUGGUUUGGGUUUGGGACGAUAAUAGUAUGGUGUCAAGCUUUGGGCACUAGUGGUUGCUUGGAAGAGGAGAAGGAUGCACUGCUGAAAUUCAAAGGUGCUUAUUCAAAUGAUUCAUAUUUGGGAUCGUGGGUGAAUGAGGCAAAGAGUAAUUGCUGUGCUUGGGAUGGAGUUACUUGUGAUUCCUCUUCGGGCCACGUCGUCGCUCUCUCUCUUGAGGCUGUGCAUAGAAAUGGGGAUCCAGGAUGGCAGAAACGUUGUACCAACUCCACUCGCUUGAGCUGGUCCCUAUUCCUCUCCUUUAAGGAAUUGAGAAGCCUUGAUUUGACCAACGAUUGUUUUGAUGCCUUCGUUGCCAACCCAGAUUAUAAUGGGAAGUCAACAUUGCAGAAGCUGGAAACAUUAAAUCUUUCAUACAAUUUUCUGAACGAGAGCAUAAUGGAACUAUUGAGCCCUCUCCCAUCCCUCAAAACUUUAAUUCUUUCUGAUAAUGAUAUGGGUGAACCCUUUUUACCGACAGCAUUAUCACUUCUACAAAACUUGGAGCAGUUGGAUAUGAGUAACAAUAAUCUUCGCAGCUCCUUUUGGCCUCAAGCUUUGGCAAAUUUAAGCAUGUUGAAAGUCCUUAAACUAAGUAAUUCAUCACUUAGUGGAGCUUUCCCAAAUGAAGGUUUAUGUAAAAUGAAGCAACUUCAAGAACUAGAUUUGUCACGUAAUCAUUUCAGAGGAACCUUGGGUACAUGCCUUGGCAAUUUGACAUCGCUUCAAAGGCUUGAUCUCUCAGAUAACUUGUUGAUCGGGAGCAUUCCUAUUUCCCUUUCAAAUCAAACUGGCUUGACAAAUUUUGAUCUAUCAGGUAACAACCUAGUUGGUACGUUUCCAAGUUGGUUGUUUGUGAACAACCCAAAACUAGAAGUUGUGUCUUUAAACGAUAACUCCUUCACUGGAACUUUUGAACUACCCUUUGAUCUAAAUCAUCACAUGGAUCAAUUAUACGAGUUGGAUUUAUCAAACAACCAAAUCCAAGGUGAGCUACCCAAUAACAUAGGAUACCUCCUCCCACGUUUGGAGUACUUUGAUGUCUCAAACAACAUGUUUCAUGGUCGUGUUCCUGCUUCAAUUGGAGAGAUGUCAGGCUUAACAAAUUUGUUUUUGAGGGAUAAUAAGUUUUCUGGAGAAAUACCUGAUCAUAUUAUAAAAGGGUGCAUGUCAUUAAAUUAUUUGAUGAUGGAUAAUAACCAGCUCAAUGGAACACUUCCUAGUGGGAUUGGAAAACUUGGCCUUGCCACAUUAACUGCAGCAAGUAACAACUUGGAAGGUGCAAUAACAAAAGAAUUUUGCCAACUUGAUCUUGAUAUUUUAGACCUACGUCACAAUAAAUUCUCUGGUGCAUUACCCUCUUGCUUCAAAAUGCCCUCCUACUACCUCUUUUUGCAGGGAAAUAGUCUUUCUGGCAUGAUAACUGAAGCAUUCAUUAACAGCUCAGGCAUGGACUUGGCGGGUAUGGAUUUGAGUGACAACAAAUUUAUAGGAACAAUUCCACAGAGCAUCUAUGAGCUUAAAUCUUUGAGAUUUCUUCUAUUGGCUGGUAAUCAAUUGCAAGGACAACUUUGUAGUCAGAUAUGUAAGUUACAAAAUGUUGAUAUCUUAGACUUGUCACGCAAUAACUUCACUGGGUCUAUACCUUCUUGCCUCAACAAUAUGUCAUUUGGGGAAAAAUAUUUCUCAUCACACUAUGAACCAGGAUUUAGACUCACACCAUUCAAGGCUAUACCUGAAUUUACAGAAGUGCAAUUAAUCACAAAAGGUUUUUCUCAUUCAUAUGAAGGUGCUACACUUGAAUACAUGUCAGGAUUGGAUUUGUCAUCUAAUCAAUUGAUAGGAGAGAUUCCACACCAAAUAGGAAAUUUAUAUGCCCUCCAUGCUCUCAACUUAUCUCACAACCAUCUUAAUGGACCAAUUCCACAGAGCUUCCAAAAGCUACAAAGUAUAGAGAGCUUUGAUCUUUCAAAUAACAACUUGAGUGGACAAAUCCCUCUUCAAUUACAGGACUUGCACUCUUUAUCUGUCUUUAAUGUGUCUUACAAUAAUUUAUCAGGCAGAGCACCUGAUAAGGGACAGUUUGGUACCUUUGAUGAAAGCAGUUACAAAGGAAAUCCAUAUCUUACUUGGAAUAACAGUAACAGAGGCAGUACAAUACUGCAAUCACCUCCAACUCUAUUGAAUGGUGGAGAGCAAAAUAAAUCUACAAUUGAUUUCACUUCCUUCGUUUGGAGUUUCGCUGCAUCCUAUGUCAUGGCACUAUUAGUGUUGGUGGCAAUCCUUUGGAUCAAUCCUCAUUGGCGGACAGUGUGGUUUUCUUCUGUCGAAGGGUGCCUCCAUAAAUGUUUUGGUCACUUUCUUAAUGAUUCAUUUCACUAGAAAGUUGUAAUCAUAGAUUAGAUAUAAUUGCUAAAUUCAUUCUAAAAGGACACACACUUGUAUGUACGUAUUAGGGUUUUUGGAAUUACGUUUUUAAAUUAAAUCAACAUCACUGUAAAAAUGUGUUCAUC